Messenger RNA from Hydra vulgaris (swiftwater hydra), 3146 nucleotides. RefSeq lists its product as uncharacterized. The record is from RefSeq and is a predicted model, not a curated record. NCBI's taxonomy places the organism in Eukaryota, Metazoa, Cnidaria, Hydrozoa, Anthoathecata, Hydridae.
UUUAUUAAAAUCUAUCUUUUUUAGGUGUUUUAUUUAUACAAUAAGAGCAAAAGAAUAUUUUUAUUAGUUUUCUAUUAUUAAACACUAUGAAGCGUUCUGAAUAAAUGUUUGGUUGAAUAAUGGCUUCAGCAAAAUUAAGACGAAGAACAGUUACUGAUGACAAAUUUCUAGCUGUUGAGAAAACAAGAACUAUAAAACCUGCAGAUUUUAAAAGUCAUCUUAAGUUUUCUGAAUUUAGCCAAGCAGAUUUCAUUGAGCUACUAUGUUUAAUGGAAGCUGAACUACAAGCCAAAGAUAUACUCUUGAAGGCUAUUUUAUCAGGUGAAGUUGGUACAGCAUUACCUUUAUCUAAUUUACUAAAUGAUUUUGAAUGCCAAAUUGUUUCUAAUGAAAAGCAUGCGACUGAAGAGGAUGAAGAGGUCUGGCUGGGCGAACCCUCUGCUCAUUUAACUCAUGUGGUUGCAUAUCAUCAAGUAGUUACAGAACAAAUGCAAACUAUUGUUAAUUCAUUGCAAAAACAACAUCAGCAGGUCUUAAAGCAUCUAUCAGAAGAGAAGCAUCGACAUGCUGUAGAUCGCGCACAAGGGGAUGAUGUCACAUACAUGCUAGAAAAAGAAAGAGAAAAACUUCAACAUCAAAUAGAGGUUGAGCAACUCAAGUAUAUUAAACUAGAAAAUGAAAACAACACCAUUAUUAAAAUUCUUGAAAAUGAAAGACAAGAGCAUUGCAACACGUUUAAUAACCUUGUAAAUGAUUGUAAAGCAUUUGCUCAACAGCUAAUGCAACAAUCUCUUAAGUAUGAACAGUGUCUAAAAGAAAUAGAAAAAGAAAAACUAAAAAAUAAAUUAUUAAGUGAACUUAUGGUAAAAGAAGCACAGCGAUUUAAAGAAAAACUAAAGUCAUAUGAAGACCAGGUUAAUGAUCUCCAUGUUCUUGAGCAAAAAAGACUUGAUUUAGAAAUGAAAUUAGUUGUGUCAGAAAAGUCAUCAAAAGAAACGUUUCGUCAAUUAAAUGAAGAAAGAGCAAAAAAUAGUAAGCUCCAAUUCCAAUUAAAUCAACUGCGUAAACGCUUACCCCCUGAAUGGAGUGAUGAAUGCAGUGAUGAAGAUAUAUUACUAGUACAAGAUCAAAUCGAAAUACCAUUUCGACAAGCAAAAACAUCAACAAUUCAACUCAGCAAUAGUUCAGAGCAUACUAACUCUGACGAAAAUAAAAUUUUUCCUUCUACAAUGAUCUUACAACAGGGGAAAUUAGCUGCAGUUAAAAAAUCUGACACUAUUAGCAAUUCUCCUCAAUUUUUAAGAAGAGAAAUUUUUACUAAUAAUAUUGACAAUAAAAUGAAAAGACGAUCAUUUGAGGACAUGGGAUCCUUAAAUGUCACACAUAACUCACAAGAUACAAUGAAACGGAAUUCUUAUGAAAGUAUACCCAAUCAAUCUUAUGAUCAACAAAAUAUUUUUAAAGAAAAACAUAAUUCAUAUGAAGAAAUAAAUGAAUCUCAUUCAUUACAUUUUGUAAAUUUAUGCGAUGAUAAAAAUAACAGAAUAUUACCUCCCGCUCCCCCUCGUCGAGUUUCAUCUUUAAAUGAAAAAACACCUAUUGUUAAAGUACCUAUGCAACUUCAGCCAAAAAAAUCAGCUGUCACAUCUUUAACCAUGGUGCCCUCUCGUCCUGGAGCAUCUUCAGAAAACACAAAUUUUAAGCUAUUGGUUGAAUCUGAUUAUGGCUGGAGGUUCAACCAAGAUGGGUUUUUUUCAGAAACUAGUUAUUGUGUUGAAUUUAUAUCACUUCUUCAUAUUAACCCUUUGAUUUCUUGGGAAGAUUUAUCUAACUUAAUCAAUAAAACUUUUGAGAAAGAAUUUGCUUCAAAAUUUUUUCAGAAUAAAGGUUUGAAUUUCAAAUGUAUUUUGUUAUAUAAAAUUGGUGAUUUUGAAUGGAGACCAGAAUGUUGCCCUCCUAAAGAAACAGUAGCAGAUGUUUUGCAGCAACAAAACAAUAACCAUGCACUCGAUACAAUUAAAAUUCAAAUUAAAGGUUUUGCAGAAAAGAGUCUUUUUAGUUUGGCAUUUUCUUCAAUGAUGUGCAUUUCAUCACUCGAAGAAGUUAAUAGAAUUAUAACACAAGAAAACAGACUCAUGUUUACCGUCAAUGAUAUUAUUGAGGGUAGAUACUUCGUAGCAUGCUUAGCUAAUUGGUUUCAGAAAACUGAAGAGCUAAAGAAUACUUGUACAAUUUUGGUGAUAGAUGAAGGGGAUAAUCUACUUGAACUUACAAAAAAAUUAUCAAACUGUGGAGCAAUUCAUAUAGUCAACAAGAAGCCUGUUAAUGAAAAAUUUAUCAUAACUCUCAAUAUUGAUUAUAUUGAUAAAGCAGGAUUUACUACUUUAGUUUUUGAUUGGAUGAAUUUAGUUCAAAUUGGAAAUAUAAACAGGCGUAUUGCACACCAUUCUGCAGAUGGUGAGUUAUGUUUGCAUAAAGAUGCUAUUGUGUUGGCAUAUGCUUCAAACAGCAAAGUGAUAAGUCCAGGGCAAUGGACGUAUCGUUUGUUCAAGCUGAUUUCGUUACCUUCCCUGCUUCCUGCUUUUCUUCAUAAGUGGCUGUGUCAAAAUAUUGCCUUGUUUUCAUCUCAGUACAUCAGUCAAAAUGGAAUGUUGGAGAAAAUAAGAUGGCUUACAGAUGUUUAUCAAAACCUACGAAAAACUUUUAACAAAAUAGAGUUAAUUUCUAAACUACCAGAUGUAAGAAUAUAUCUGAGUGCUCCUUUGGAUAAUGAUGAACAGCUGCUAAUUUGGCUAAAAGACUUAUGGAUUGCUAAAAUCACACCGUGUGUAGAAGAUAGUGUCAUGUAUCGAUCUUCAUCUGCAACAGAAAAUCAACAAAAUGUUCUUGUUGCUGCAACACUUAAAGCUUUGUUUGAAAAAGCAAUCAGACCCGGUUGUCCGUUUAAUUUUGAUAUUACAACGUCUUGAGCUUUUACGUAUCUGACCUAUUAAGUGUACCCAUUACUCCAAGCAGAAACAAGCUGAUCCAUUAAGUUUACGUGAUGUACCAAGUAUGUCUAUAAAACGGUUUAACCUUUAUUAGUUGUAAUGUGGAAAUAUUUGAUUUUUAUCUUGUCUGUCUGCGUAGGAAAUAAUUUUCUAAAU